This is a messenger RNA of Purpureocillium takamizusanense, 2503 nucleotides long. It is a transcript of the gene NGG1, whose product is annotated as Transcriptional regulator. Bases 168 to 2069 code for a protein of 633 amino acids. Gene Ontology annotation, molecular function: transcription coactivator activity. Lineage: Eukaryota; Fungi; Ascomycota; Sordariomycetes; Hypocreales; Ophiocordycipitaceae. The record is from RefSeq and is a predicted model, not a curated record. Gene Ontology annotation, cellular component: SAGA complex. Gene Ontology annotation, biological process: regulation of transcription by RNA polymerase II. The transcript is spliced from 2 exons.
GCGCCAAUCACAAGCCGCGCUGCGACAUGCCAGCGACCCCCGACAACGCCAUCCGCGGCAGGACAUUUGACUUCACGGUCGCCGCACGACAGAUCCAUCUCCGCGUCGCGUCCCAUCGAGGCCCCUCUCUCAUGGUAGUAUAAGGGCCCCCUUCAUCCUGCGCCACCAUGGCACCCUCGAGCCAGUCAGGCCCCGGCAAGAAGAAUGCCGCCAUGUCCAAGCAGAGCCGCAACUCGACGCCGGCGCCGGCCAGUCUGCCGCCGACCGAGUUCUACGAUCCAGACUACCUCAACACCAGGGUGAUCCUCUUCUCGAACCUUACGUACGAUGACCUCGUCGACCAGGGCGCUUCCAAUGCCACGAUUCCCAACUCAAAGAGCAUCGAUGUCAUGCUCGACAAGCUCAAGAGCCUCACCAGUAUCAUGGAGAAGCGCUCGACAUUCUACGAUCGGGGCAUGCGUCAUCUCGCCGAUGAGCGUAAGAAGCGCCCCGAUGACGACUACAUGCGCGUCGAUGGCGAGCAAGAAGGCAAGAAGCACAAGCACAAGAGAAAGAAGGGCUCCGAGUCGCAGGCACUAGGAGACGGUGGAGAACAAUCAUCACCGCUCCGAGACUCAAAACGAAAACAUUCCCGCGACGGCUCUGCCAGCUCCUCCUUGUCGCCCAUCGCAGCAGGCUCACCUUCUGCUAUGGACGUUGACAAGAAGCCAAAAGAAGACAACAAAGAGGAAGAAGACGAGUCGAGCUCCGAGGACGAGGGCGCUCCGCCGAGACGCGAGAUGCCGCAGUCGCAAACGUUCGGCGAGGACCCGUCGACAUUCCCGGAUCCUACGGUUUAUGAGAUCAAGGAGAUCCAGCCGGGCAUGUCCGACGAGGAGAAGAAGGAGAUAUAUUCGGUUGCCGUCUAUCCGCGAAGCAACCUCGCCGACAUGAUUGCCGGUGACCCGCCAGACAAGGACUUCAGCAACGCCAAGCCCAGCAGCCAAAUCAACUUUACCACCUUUUCGACGUACAUAGAUCCCUACUUUCGGCCAUAUACAGAGGAGGAUCUCGCAUUCCUGCGAGAACGCGGCGACCGCGUGUCACCGUUUGUCAUGCCGAAACGCGGCAAGCGAUCCUACACGGAGAUCUGGGCCGAGGAGGACGGGGCCAUGGCGGUCGACUCGCCGCAGCAAGGCCGCGAGAAGCUGCCACCGAACCAGCCCCGGGGCACCAUCGACAACAUGACGGACAGCAUUGGGGAGACGGACGGGCUCUCAAUCAGCCCGCUGGCAUCGCGCCUGCUGCAAAUGCUUCGACCCGAGAACCGCCAGUCGCCUGACGACAAGCCCGCCACGAAUGGCGUCGUGAACGGAGACGUCAGCAUGAACGGAGACAUUAACGAUGAGUCGCAAGUAAACGGCACCAGCGACGACAAGACCAACCCGCUGCCCCCCGCCACGUACAUGCCGGAAUCGUCUACAGAGGCCUGGAAGAAGGCGACCCAUCCCAAGCUCGACUACGCGCAGGUGGACGAGCGUCUGAAGCAGGAGCUGAAGCACAUUGGCUUUCUGCCGCAGGAUGGUUUCGAGGGAGACUAUGACGGCCACUUUGACGACGAGGUGGCAGGCAGACUGCGUUUCCUGCAAGAAAAGCUGCGGCAGCAGAUGCUCAUAAACGGCGCGCGCAAGGCGCGACUGACGGAGCUGGUACGCGAGAGGAUGGCGCACCAGGAAUACCAGACGAUUCUAGAGGACCUGGACUCGCAGGUGCAGGCAGCGUACCUGAAGCGCACGCGGACAAUGGGCAAGAGUAAGAAGACAAAGCGGCCCGGCGGUGCAGGCGGUGGCAGCCAUGUGGUGGGCGGCGCGUCGGCCACGGCGAGACCAGGCAUCGGCGAUCUCACCAAGACGCUGAUGGAGCGGAGGCGCCGGUGGAUCGACACCAUCGGGUCCGUCUUUGACGACGAGAGCCUCAGCAAGGUCCCGCGCGAGUCGGACCCCAACAGCUCCAUCUUCAAGCCGGACGACAUGCAGCAGUUGAUGAAGCAGGAGAAGAAGCAGUGGGACGAGGAGGUGGAGGAGGAAUAAUAAGCCUACAGCUACCCUCUGUGCCAAGACUCGGCAUCGAAUAGGGCCUAGACCUGCAGCUUGUGCUGCACUACGAAGUACACGGACUAAGUUGUUUUUGGGGGGGGGUUGGAGAAAGGCGGCGUUUGGGGCGUUUAUUUGCCUCUCGGCACUAGUCACCCCGCGAGGGGGGAAACGUCAUGGGGGGAAGGGCUGCUACUAAAGACUACUAGGUUAAGAUGCAGCUCUGCCUCGUCGGUCGUCGAGGGGGAGCGGGAUGCGGGCCGUACGGCGUUUGGUGGGACAAGGGUGGCUGCUUCUUUGCCGGGGGUGGGAGGUGGUUUCGGGAUUGGAGAUGCGGCAUGCCACGAGCAGCGGCUGUCGAGCGUGUGACUUGACUUUGUUGCAUUACAAUCGUUAGGCAGAUACCUAUAUGAUCCUAGCGAAGCGCCUCG